This is a messenger RNA of Arabidopsis arenosa, 1043 nucleotides long. The record is from the annotation of a GenBank genome assembly. Lineage: Eukaryota; Viridiplantae; Streptophyta; Magnoliopsida; Brassicales; Brassicaceae.
CGAAUGAUAAUCUUUUCGGCUUACCGGAGAGAGACACACAGAAAGACUAUAGAGAAAGAGAGAGAAAGAAAGAAAGAAAGAACAGAGUGAGAGUGUAUGAUAAGAGAGAGAAAGAUAAAAAUGGAUCAAGAUGAGUGGUUGGGAACGCUAAGAUACGCCGGUAAGGCGCAGGAUAAAGUUUCCGUUGACGCUCUCAUGCUCCGGUACCGUCCCAUCGCUCCAAAGCCGACGACUGGUCAGUCAUGUGGUGUAGGAGAUAACAACAACUUAUACGGUAUGAGCAAACGAACCAAACGAAAGUACGUUAGGGUUUCGAAGAAUAAUAAAGGCACGUGUCGAGGUAAGAGCAGAUCUGACUUGUCUGAUAAUCGGGAACAAACUGAAGUCGUGACGUUGCAACUCUUGCCGGAAAAAUCAGAUAUUUCCGGUGAGUACUCGCCGUUGGAUCAGGAUAGUUUCGAUCCAUCGGUGAAAACGAUAAUCGGAGAGGAAACACAAGAAACCAACACGUGGGGUACGUUUAACGGCGGCGGCACAGCGGAGAUGGAGACGUGGGUGACGGUGGAGUCAGUCACAAGCGUUUGUGAUGGUAGUUUGAGUUCCCAUGCGGUGGGGUUUACGGACGUUGAGAUCGUUGAUAAUCUUGGUAAGGACACGUGUCCAGCGUUCGUAUCGGAUGGUUCGAACCGUGUGGUGUGGGUCAACGAGGCUUACCGGAGGAAUGUUUCCGGUGAUGAUUCAACGUCGGUGUCCCCGGAUGUUGUGGUGUGGUUGUUGGCGGAGGAGGCAACGGCGGUGAUGCAUUGUAACUACCAAGCUUUCACGUGUAGGGUGAGGAUGCAAUACACGUGGAAGGAAACAAAGUAUACAAAAACGGUGCCGUGUGAUGUGUGGAAAAUGGAGUUUGGUGGCUUUGCAUGGAGGCUAGACACAACAGCUGCUCUGACUCUCUGGCUUUGAUGGUGAUUGCUGCAAGAAACAUGAGGGUACGAUUAUUAAGCUAUGUGAUUUUAGAGUGUGUCUAAUACACAAAACUUUAUAAU